Messenger RNA from Suillus plorans, 751 nucleotides. RefSeq lists its product as uncharacterized. Bases 101 to 550 code for a protein of 149 amino acids. The record is from RefSeq and is a predicted model, not a curated record. The transcript is spliced from 4 exons. NCBI's taxonomy places the organism in Eukaryota, Fungi, Basidiomycota, Agaricomycetes, Boletales, Suillaceae.
GUACAAUGUCAAGGCAGGGACGAGUACAUUCGUUGCUUGGUAUCCACUAUGUACGCCAGUCUUUUGAUUAGGGUUGAGCAAGUAGUUGGGGGCGAUAGGAAUGAGGACAAACUGCAGGUCGCACCGAGGUCCUCGGAAAGCAACAUCAGGGAUAUUCAUUAGUCAUGUGACGGUUUCGUUAUUUUGGACAUUGAGAAAUUUGUGCAUCACGAUACACAACCCACAACUCAUGCGUGCUGGAAGGAUACGGGAGAAGCAGAUGUCGGAUCUAGAUGGUGACAGUGUGGCAUACCCAACGUCGUACUCUGUAUGUGGGAGUAAACUAACAGCAGGCAGCGACACCUUCAGAAGACAUAUCAAGCCUUGCGCGUCGAUCGACCAUAACUUCCAAUAUGGGUUUUUAGAUCUAGACGAUCCGCACCAAGUAUUCCCACUACAUGCGGUGUACUCCCAUAUCAAGAAAAUCACGACCCAUCCCUUGUACAUCUCAUUUCACCGAUUUUGUCUCUGCGGGAUCCCGAUUGUGGAUGUCUCCGUGACACGAUGUUAAAAUGUGUACUUUUCCGAGGAUCAUCAUACGUUGCUUGAGCUCGUCAAACACCAUUGUCUCAGAUUCUUGUGCCUCAGGACGCCACUGGCAUGAGCGUUCCGUCCAAUAACCCUGGCGACCUUGUAGUUGCGCGGCGAUUCUCACCAGAAGUUUUCAACAAUUAGAUUUUCCUGCUUCCUCCCCCCAGUAAUAACUUUAAAU